Molecule: messenger RNA, 1118 nt
Organism: Pistacia vera
Lineage: Eukaryota; Viridiplantae; Streptophyta; Magnoliopsida; Sapindales; Anacardiaceae
Exons: 3
Source: RefSeq, a predicted model, not a curated record
UGCGAAAAUUGCUUCAAAGAGUGGUUUGAGGCCAAUCAGGGUAUUGUGACUCGAGCAUUUUCAGUGAAAUCAAGUGGUGGUGAUGGUGAUGGGAGUGAAGGUAAAAAUGAAUGGGAGAAGGCUGUGGGUGGAUCAUUUGGUGGGACCAAUUCUGAUAAUCUGGGUUGGGAAACGAGUUCAUUGUGGUCAACUGGAUUGACCAAGGAGCAUUUUGAUGGAGUGGCUGUUGGACGUCAAAGUAGUUCCGGUAGUAGUGGAAAGGAUACAUAUUAUGAAUCUACAGUGGUAUCUAAUAUGCAAGAUAUUGAAGAUAAGAUAAAGGAAUUAGAGGAAAAGAACAGAAAGAGCAAGGCUUAUGUUGCGGGAUGGGAUGAGAGAUUUCGUGAGACAUGUAUGCUGCUGAAGCAGGUACGAGAGCCUGGUGCAAGAGGGUCUUAUCUCAAGGACUCAGAGAAGGCAGAGAUGUACCGCUUGCACAAGGAGAAUCCUGAGGUUUAUACUGUAGAGAGGCUUGCCAAGGAUUAUAGGAUUAUGAGGCAGAGGGUGCAUGCAAUUCUGUGGCUUAAGGAGGAUGAGGAGGAAAUGGAGAAAAAGCUUGGCCAUCCAUUGGAUAAUUCUAUUGAGGUUCUGCUUGACACCUGCCCAGAAUUCUUUAUUUCUCACGACCGGGAAUUCCAUGUGGCAUCCCUUCCAUACAAACCUGAGUUUAAGGUUAUGCCGGAGGGUUGGGAUGGUACUAUCAAAGACCUAGAUGAAGUUCAUUAUGAGAUCUCCCAGAAAGAGGAUGAAAUGCUAUAUCGAGACUUUGUCGAGAGAAUGACCUUCAACAAAAUGAAAUGUGCAGGGAAGGUGAAAUACCAUAGAUAUAGCAGGCGUCGUCCUUCAGAAGGUUGGCAAUUCACAGUGGAGAAAAUGGGACCACGAGGAAGCGUGGAGCGGGUGGGGGGGUGGAAGUUUGUUAGCAUGCCAGAUGGGUCUCACGACCGCUGAAUGAAACGGAAAAAAUGUUUUGAAGCGAGAGAACCUCACCGUCGACGCAGAAUUCUCCCAUGUGUGCUUCAAUAGAUACGAUAAAUCCCUACUUACUGUUGUGUUUUCUGCAUCAAAGUUACCAUUUU